UAGUUUUGAAAUGUGAGAGGUGCUAGUAGGAUGUGAUGUGAUUUUAAUUUACAACGAACUUUUAUUUUAUUAUUUUUGUUUAAUUAUCGCUACGUUUUACCUUGACACGAUGUGAAUAUGAUCUACAUUUCCUUAGCAGUGUUUUAGUGUGCAACAAUUGUUAAAAUGAAAGUGAUUGAAGCGAAAAUCGUCGUUUUGGGCUCACAAGGUAAAAUAAGCCAGGGGUAGGCAAAACCAGCCUGGUAGUUCGUUAUAUCGGCAAAAUGUUCUCCAAACACAUCUCACCGACAAUCGGCGCUUCUUUCUUCACGUGCAAUAUCAAUGUUGACGACGCGAGGGUAAAACUACAGGUGUGGGACACAGCAGGGCAGGAAAGGUUCAGGUCUAUGGCUCCGAUGUACUACAGGAAUGCUAACGCAGCAUUACUGGUCUUCGACAUCAGCAGCGGGAGCAGUUUCGCUGCCAUCAAGAGUUGGGUGAAGGAGCUUCAAAGCAACGUGCCGGAAACGAUGGUGCUCUCGCUGGUGGGCAACAAGUGUGACCUGGAGGACGCCCGCGCAGUGUCCCGCAGCGAGGCCACGCAGUACGCUGCCUCCAUCGGAGCGUAUUACUGUGAGACCUCGGCUUUGCAUGACCAGGGCAUAGACCAAGUAUUCCUGAAGACUGCUACUGAACUCCUCGAGUUGUCAGAGACAAACAGCAUGAGCUCACUGCGAUCGUACCACUCCGACGGUGAGGGGCUGUCCACGGGAUCGCCGCCAGAACUAGCGGCGUCGGCGCCGGCGCUGGCGUGCGGUGAGCUGCAGCGCAACGCGUGCUGCUGACUCCUACUGGAAUUUCAUCACCGCUGGAACGCUGCUGUUGCCUGUCAGCUGCCAAGGCUACGAUGCAGGUAAACAUGUGCUGCUGACUGUACUUCGUACUCAGUGAUUUCACAAUUUACUUAUG
This is a messenger RNA of Plodia interpunctella (Indianmeal moth), 948 nucleotides long. RefSeq lists its product as uncharacterized. Lineage: Eukaryota; Metazoa; Arthropoda; Insecta; Lepidoptera; Pyralidae. The coding region runs from base 264 to 824 and encodes 186 amino acids. The transcript has 6 exons. Gene Ontology annotation, cellular component: Golgi apparatus; endosome. Gene Ontology annotation, molecular function: GTPase activity; GTP binding. The record is from RefSeq and is a predicted model, not a curated record.